AUGAAUAGAAUUUUAGCAUUAUUCAAAAAAGAUAAUGGAGGAGAAAUUACUUAUCCAUUAGAAUUAGAAAAAUCUUAUAGAAUAUUAAAAAAAGUUUUAGGAGUAGGUACUUUUGCUGUUGUAAAAGAAUGUGUUGAUAAAAGAACCGGGCAAUCCUAUGCUUUAAAGAUUCUUGCCAAGAAGGCAAUAAAAGGAAAAGAGAAUAUGUUAACCACAGAAUUGGAUGUAUUAAAACAAGUCAAUCAUCCAAAUAUUGUGCAAUUACACGAUCUUUAUGAAUCAAAGGAAGGUGUAUAUAUUAUAACGGAUUUAGCCAGCGGCGGAGAAUUGUUUAAUCAAUUAUUACUAAAAGGUUCUUAUACGGAACAAGACGCCGCGAAUUUGGUAAAACAAAUAUUAGAAGGCGUUGCCUACUUACAUGAUCAUGAAAUAGUGCAUAGAGAUUUAAAACCCGAAAACCUUUUGUUUAAGGAUAAAUCGGAUGACUCAAAGUUGAUGAUUACAGAUUUCGGUUUAUCAAAAAUUUUGAAAACCGAUAAUGAUGUAUUAAUGACCGCAUGUGGAACACCAGGUUACGUGGCUCCUGAAGUAUUAUUACAAACGGGGCAUGGUAAACCCGUUGAUAUCUGGAGUAUAGGUGUUAUAACGUACACGUUAUUAUGCGGAUAUACACCAUUUUGGGGUGAUGAUCAAGCCACAUUAUUUGAAAAUAUUAUGUCCGGUGUGUAUGAUUAUGACGAAGAUUAUUGGUCAGAAAUAUCAAUGAAAGCCACGGAUUUUAUUGAUAGGAUGUUGACGUUUGAUCCAUCAAAACGCGUGACAGCACAUGAAGCGUUAAAUGAUGAAUGGUUCAAGUCUGCUGCCGACGUUGAUAUUUUAGAAAACGUAAGGAGAAAUUUUUCUGCAAAAGAAACGUUUAGAAAGGCUAUUAAUCUUGUACAAGGUGUUAACCGCAUGACUCGCAUGCGUAAACAUCUCAAACACGGUGAUGAAAAUAAUGUUGAAACGGGUGAUCGACAACUUUUGAAGGAAACUGAGCCUGAAAAGGAAAAGUGA
Messenger RNA from Funneliformis mosseae, 1056 nucleotides. The record is from the annotation of a GenBank genome assembly. Lineage: Eukaryota; Fungi; Glomeromycota; Glomeromycetes; Glomerales; Glomeraceae.